Messenger RNA from Poecilia reticulata (guppy), 2281 nucleotides. Its product is annotated as rho-related GTP-binding protein RhoA-C. Gene Ontology annotation, biological process: small GTPase-mediated signal transduction. Gene Ontology annotation, molecular function: GTP binding; GTPase activity. NCBI's taxonomy places the organism in Eukaryota, Metazoa, Chordata, Actinopteri, Cyprinodontiformes, Poeciliidae. The record is from RefSeq and is a predicted model, not a curated record.
AAGACUAAAUUGUGGGCAAGGAAUUUGAUUACGCGUCACCGGGGCGGGACUAUUGUGUCUAACAGGAAAACUACAGAAAGAUGGCUGCGAUCAGAAAGAAACUGGUGAUAGUGGGUGAUGGAGCCUGUGGGAAGACAUGUCUGCUCAUAGUGUUCAGCAAAGAUCAGUUCCCUGAGGUCUACGUUCCCACCGUGUUUGAGAACUACGUGGCAGACAUYGAGGUGGAUGGCAAACAGGUGGAGCUGGCUCUGUGGGACACUGCAGGUCAGGAGGAUUACGACCGUCUCAGACCUCUCUCAUAUCCAGACACAGACGUCAUUCUGAUGUGCUUCUCCAUCGACAGCCCCGACAGCUUAGAGAAUAUUCCCGAGAAAUGGACUCCGGAGGUGAAGCAUUUCUGUCCCAACGUGCCCAUAAUCCUGGUGGGAAAUAAAAAAGACCUGCGGAACGAUGAGCACACCCGCAGAGAGCUGGCCAAGAUGAAACAGGAACCGGUGAAGACGGAGGAGGGCAGGGACAUGUCAAACCGGAUCAAUGCCUCUGGUUACCUGGAGUGCUCAGCCAAGACAAAAGAUGGUGUGAGGGAGGUUUUUGAGAUGGCCACCAGAGCGGCGCUGCAAGCCAAGAAAAGGGGCAGGAAGAGUGGCUGCGCUCUGCUAUAGAGAGUCCACUGCAGAGUCCGUGGUGGGAAGGGAAAGGCCAAGCAUUCCUCCUGGGUCUGCUUUGUCACCAGAGCAGGCAGACUUCAUUUGCUCUUAACUGAGAUGAGUCCAAAAUAUGUUGUUGUCAGCCAAAGGGAAAAAUUAACCAAGAUUUAAAAGAAAAAAGAAAGGGAGAAUUAUGAACGUAAGGCUACAUGUUUAGCUAUAAAUUCACCAUUACAUAAAAGAGAAUAUAAAAGAACACAGAGAAGGGAACAUCGCAGGUUGUUUCUGAUUUUGUUUGGCUAAUUUUCUUUUUGAAAGAGUAUCUCAUUAUGACAUAAAGCAUCUAUAAAGUAGGUCACCAUAAUACUCCCACCUGAUCUCUAUGGGUUCAUUUCGUAUUAUCUAGGUUUCUUUAUUUGGGCCUAAAUUUCUGUUUUAUAAAACUGUAUUUGCUGGCUUUGCGUUUGGGCUUCAACACAUAACCAUGUUAAUUCAGUUAGUUGAAAUUAUCUUGGCUACACAGUCAGAAAAUUGUUUUUUUCCUGUAGACUGCAGAGUAUUAAAUGAUCUUUUUUUUUUUUGUUCCUGUGUAAACACACAGCUGUUAGUUCAACCGUUGUGUUUAGUGCAGAUUCACAUUCAGUUAUUCAGCUAGAAUUUACAGUUUGUCCCUAGAUAUCAUGCAAGCCUGUGUUUCUCAAAGUCAAUUAUAAACCCCCAAAUUCUCCAAAUGAAAGUCACACACGCAUAUAUAUAUAUAUAUAUAUCUUUUAGUUAUUACUGAGAUAUUUCUAUGUGUAUAUUUUCUGGAAAAGGAGGAAUAAUUCAAGAUAUAUCAAAACUAGUAAGCACAUUCUCUGAACUGUGUAGUGACAGCUUUUUGAAUACUCCUCUGCUUCUUUUUCUGUAUUUAAAGACGUCUAAAAAUGGCAAAUAUCAUCUAACUCGUGCAUUAACCUGUUUAUUUUGCUUGAGAACUAAAUUGAAUGGAAUAUUAAGGCGUUGGGAGCAGUUUUAAGAUGGGCCGGAGAGGCAGAGCUCUCCACGCUCUCUGGUCUCCUCCCAUGUUGUCUCGGUGCUUUCAGUAAAAUCUGUCUCCACAGUCGACCGUCGCAUUCUGCAGAAGCAGGGCUGUUUUUCAAAUCACUUAGUUGUUACCUUUGUAGGCUUUUCAUUUGCAACAGAACGACUUUCAACUUUGACAAACCCUUGAAAUGGGCAAGCAAACAAAAAAAAAAAACCCCGUCGGUGUUUCUCAGGAUUUUGUUGCACUGAUGUGACUUCUGCUGUUCAGUGACAGAUUCUGCUGAAUUGCUGAAACUCAUCUACUUUGUCGUUCUCCCGUUAUUUAAAGUUGACCUUUUUAAUUUCAGCUUAACGUGUUUCCUGUCUGCAAGCUAACUCGCCUCCUCUUGGGUUUUCUGUUACUUUAUGUGAUAUUCUACUGGCUUACCUUGUACUUUGCACAAAUAUUAAACAUUAGGUCAGUGUUGUGUACACUCUGGAAACAUUCUGAAAUGCACACAGCUCCUGAGGGAUUUGUAAGACGGUUGUUCCUUUAUACACAAAACCGUUCUUGAAACUUCUGCAGAUUUUAAUGUAUUUUAAAGGAAAUAAAGUAAACGGAGAAAGGC